AUGCCACUGAAGGCGAAAGAGAUCCUAGCUCACCCAGGCUUCAAGUCGCAGGAAUGGGACCUGCCGCCUACGAAGCAGGGGAGGAGUGAAGUCGCCAAAGGACGGCCGGGGGGUCCGUUUAAGCUUCAUUGGGAGAUCCAUGGUACUGGAGAUGUCAAGCUGGUUUGGAUCAUGGGUCUCGGCGCCUAUCGAACCCAGUGGAAGCGACAGACCAAAUACUUCGGCCACGAGCGGGCGCAGCGGUAUUCGAGUCUCGUGUUUGACAACCGCGGCAUGGGCCUCAGCGACAAGCCCACGUGUCGAUACUCGACGUCGGAGAUGGCCAAAGAUACGGUCGAUCUGCUCGAGCAGAUAGGAUGGCUGCCGGCCGAGUCGUCGUCCUCGCGAAAACGCAAUCUCCACGUCAUCGGAGUGAGUAUGGGCGGGAUGAUCGCGCAGGAACUCGGCCUGCUGAUCCCCGAGUCCAUUGCAUCGCUGAGCCUGGUGUCUACGGCUCCGCGCCUCGUGCGCACGAUCCCUUUCAUCCAGAACCUCCGCGAGCGGAUCAACAUGUUCAUCCCGCGCGACAUCGACGUGCAGCUGGACGAGAUCGCACACCGCUUGUUCUCCGACGACUUUCUCCGGCAGCCGGAUACCGAGCAGGCACCGAACUAUCCGACCAACCGCGACCGGUUUGCCGCGGGCGAACUCGCCAAACGAAUGGACACCCAAGGCUUCACCAAGAAGGGGUUCGUGCUGCAGGCCAUCGCGGCCGGCUGGCACCAUAAAUCGCCGCAGCAGCUCAAGGAGCUGGCGGACCGGGUCGGCAGGGAGCGCAUUGCUGUGCUGCACGGCACGGAGGAUCGCAUGCUCACGUUCGUCCAUGCGAAGCUGCUGAAGGAGGAGCUGGGCGAGGGGAUCACGUUCAAAGUCUGGGAGGGGAAAGGGCAUGUGCUGAUGUGGGAGGUGGAGCAGAGCUAUAAUCAGUUCCUUGAAGAGUUCUUUGACCGGUGCGAGAGGUUGGAAAGUUAG
This is a messenger RNA of Capronia coronata CBS 617.96, 1011 nucleotides long. RefSeq lists its product as uncharacterized. The transcript has 2 exons. The record is from RefSeq and is a predicted model, not a curated record. Bases 1 to 1011 code for a protein of 336 amino acids. Lineage: Eukaryota; Fungi; Ascomycota; Eurotiomycetes; Chaetothyriales; Herpotrichiellaceae.